GCCAAGUCCUCUCUACAGCACAGCCAGCAGUUCAUUCACUUCUUUUAAGAAGAAUUACAGCUCAGCCUGAUUUUGAAUCUUUGUGAUUUACUUUUCCAAUCCUCCCAAAAGUUCUUGUUACAGAAAAUGCUGCCUGCAACCUUCAAACUGUGUGCUGGCAUCUCCUACAGGCACAUGAGGAACAUGACAGGUCUGAGGAAGAAUGCCAUGGUGGCCAUUCACCAUGAGCUGAACAGAUUGGCAGGUCCCAGCCCCAGUAACUGGAUCAGCCAAGUCCGCCGGCGGAGCUCCCUUCUCAGCUCUCGUAUUAGAGAGGUGGAGGGCUACAGUGAGGAGGAGAUGUCUUAUGUGAAGCAAGGCGAGGAUGCACUGCAGAAGGCCAUCAGCAUCCUCAGCGAACAGGACGGCUGGACCAUUGAAACUGUGGCUGCGAAUGGAGACAAAGUCCUGAGUAAGACGCUGCCUGACAUUGGGAAGGUGUUCAAGCUGGAAGUGAUGCUGGAGCAACAUCCUGACAAUCUUUACAAAGAGCUUGUGGGAAACAUGGAGCAGAUGGGGGAUUGGAACCCAAAUGUCAAACAGGUCAAGAUUCUUCAAAAGAUUGGCCAGGACACAAUGGUUACCCAUGAGGUGUCUGCAGAGACUCCUGGUAAUGUGGUGGGACCGAGGGACUUUGUGAGCGUCCGCUGUGCCAAGCGCCGGGGCUCCACCUGCUUCCUGGCUGGGAUGUCCACUCAGCACCCGAAAAUGCCAGAGCAGAGGGGAGUGGUCAGAGCGGAGAAUGGACCCACCUGUAUAGUCAUGAAGCCGUGUGCCGAAGACCCGAAUAAGACCAAGUUCACCUGGUUACUAAAUAUAGAUUUAAAGGGCUGGAUCCCAAAGACAAUCAUAAACAGAGUGCUCUCUCAGACGCAGGUGGACUUUGCCAACCACCUCAGGCAAAGGAUGGCUAAUAAUGUUUCUAUGGAGAUGGCUCACGCCUGCUGACACAAGGUGCCUCUCGAGCUUUGGCACAGUGCACUCAGCAGUGGAAGGAGAGCAAGCCCUGCUCAUUACUGAAUCAUAAAAAAACCUGCUGAAGGAAUACGAAAACCCAGAGAGAGUCAAGGAGAUCGCGACGAAGAUGCUGCUUGUGAAAAUCUGAGCACAGAUGUUGGCUUCAUUUGGCAAAUUUGUGUUUUUCCUACCCCUCUUUCCCCUUUUUCCUGAACCUGUCAUGAGAUCUUACGCCCCGUGUUUCUCGAUUGUUUCCGACACGUUCACUCCGCUCCACCUUUGCAGAGUCAGUGUGAGCAGUAAAACAUGUAACAAACUACACAUCGUUUCCUUCAGAUAACACUCCAGUUAUUGCCCCCCCCCCCCUUGUGAAAUUGCACUUUUAUUUCAGUGAUUUAUUUAUUGAUUUAUUGAUCACACUAGGGUUACUACAACUGCCAAGUCAAUAAACGAUUGUAAUGUCAGUGAUAUUUUAUGUCUUUAUGCUUGUAUAAUGCUGGUGGAGGAGAAGAAAAGCCAUUUUGGAUAAUGAUCACUCUGUCCUUUCAUGAUGCAUGAGAAAUAAAAAGCCCAUAAAACA
Acanthopagrus latus (yellowfin seabream) is the source of this 1576-nucleotide messenger RNA. It is a transcript of the gene star, whose product is annotated as steroidogenic acute regulatory protein. Gene Ontology annotation, biological process: steroid biosynthetic process; regulation of steroid biosynthetic process; intracellular cholesterol transport. Gene Ontology annotation, molecular function: cholesterol transfer activity; cholesterol binding. Lineage: Eukaryota; Metazoa; Chordata; Actinopteri; Spariformes; Sparidae. The coding region runs from base 127 to 987 and encodes 286 amino acids. The record is from RefSeq and is a predicted model, not a curated record. The transcript has 7 exons. Gene Ontology annotation, cellular component: mitochondrial intermembrane space; mitochondrion.